AUGAUAAAUUCACCCUACCGAAAAUCUAACGCUUUAUUUAAAAUUAUUAAUAAUUCACUUAUUGAUUUAGCCUCUCCUUCAAAUAUUUCUUAUUUAUGAAAUUUUGGAAGUUUGUUAGGAAUUUGCCUUUUAAUUCAAAUUAUUACAGGUUUAUUCUUAGCUAUACAUUAUUAUCCCCAUACUGAACUAGCAUUUAAUAGAGUAAGAAUUAUUUGUCGAGAAAUUAAUUUUGGAUGAUUAAUUCGAACUCUUCAUGCCAAUGGAGCAUCAAUAUUUUUUAUUUGUAUAUAUAUUCAUAUUGGGCGGGGAAUUUAUUAUGGGUCCUCAAAUUUAAAAAGAACAUGACUAAUCGGAGUAACAAUUUUUUUAUUAUCUAUAGCAACAGCUUUUCUUGGUUAUGUUUUACCUUGAGGGCAAAUAUCUUUUUGAGGAGCUACAGUAAUUACUAAUCUUAUUUCAGCUAUCCCUUAUUUAGGAAACUCUAUUGUAAUUUGAAUUUGGGGGGGGUUUGCUGUAGAUAAUGCUACAUUAGUUCGAUUCUUUACUUUUCAUUUCAUUCUCCCAUUUAUUAUCCUUAGCUUAGUUAUUAUUCAUUUACUUUUUCUUCAUAAAUCUGGAUCAUCAAAUCCCUUAGGAUUAAAUAAUAAUUUAGAUAAAAUUCCAUUUCAUCCUUACUAUUCCUUUAAAGAUUUAUUAGGAAUACUAAUUAUAAUUUUUAGAUUAACUUUAAUUACUCUAACUAUACCUUAUAUAUUAAGAGAUCCUGAUAAUUUUACACCAGCUAAUCCUUUAGUUACUCCUAUUCAUAUUCAACCUGAAUGAUAUUUCUUAUUCGCUUAUGCAAUUCUUCGAUCUAUCCCUAAUAAACUAGGAGGUGUUAUUAUUAUAUUCCUUUCAAUUAUAAUUUUAUACACACUACCAAUUAUUAAUAAUAAAAAUUCAAGAAUUAAUUUUUACCCUAUUAAUAAAAUAUUAUUUUGAAUGUUUGUAUCUAUUAUUUUAAUUUUAACAUGAAUCGGUAUAUCCCCCGUAGAAAAUCCUUAUAUUAACUUAGGGCAAUUUUUUACAAUUUGUUAUUUUUCCUAUUUUCUAAUAAGAUAUUUAUUUAUAAAUAUAUGAAAUAAAUAUCUCUAUUUAUAG
Molecule: messenger RNA, 1140 nt
Organism: Cylas formicarius (sweet potato weevil)
Lineage: Eukaryota; Metazoa; Arthropoda; Insecta; Coleoptera; Brentidae
Source: the annotation of a RefSeq genome assembly